CAAAGAAGAUACCAAGUAUAAAAACAUUUCUUUGCGGGGCUUAAUUACUACUUUGUUAAUUCGUAUCUCUGUACGCUAAAUAUUUCUAGCUGCAUCAAAGUUAUUGCACUGGUACGCUGUAACCAUGUUUCGAUCAGAAAUUGUAAAAGCAGCGCGUUAUGCGCCUGCCUUGGCGAUUUUAAUCGUCUUCGCAACUUGGUAUAAUGGUGCUAUUUUCAUCUCCGGCCGCGACGCGGCUGCUUAUGGCUAUCCCUUCCUCGUCUCCGUACAGCGAUGGAACGACACGACUGCAUCGUGGAUUCACACUGGUUCCGGAAUACUGGUCAAUGGAAAGAGAGUAAUAACGGCAGCGCAUAUCUGUGCCGCAUUCAGAGAGUAUAACGACAUAAUCCGCUGUUCGAUGGGACGCCACAACUUAGAUGAGGAGGAACAAAGCGCAGUGCAUAUCAACAUAUCUUCAUAUCACUGCCAUGACGAAUAUAAUCGAAUGGCCUGUGAACACGAUAUCUGCCUCUGGAACCUAGCAGAGGAAAUAUCCAAAUUCACUCCCUGGAUGAUGCCGGCACCGUUCAGUUUUGCGCACAGCCCGCCGUUUCCUGAAGCCUGUAGGCUGCCGGGAUGGGGCUCUUCGCUAGGGCAUAAUGGAACGCCCUCGCCGAUCCUACAAGAAGGCCAAAUUUUUCCUCUAACACCAUUCGAGUGCAAAACGCUUGAUCCAGGAAUCUUUGAAUUCAACUGGUGCGCCUAUGGCCAAGAGUUUCCAGGUCCCGGGGACAGUGGCAGCCCCCUCAUUUGUCGCUCGGUCCCUGUGGUCCAAGGAUCAAGUGGUUGCAAUACAUUCGUGCGGGACGUCACUGUUUCCAGGGAGAAAGCGCUUUUCCUAAUACCUGAACCUGGCCCAUUACCGGCGUUUCAUUACUACUGACCCUGUACCGAAUCAGUGUCGUGUCGACUUAACAAGUUAUACAAGUAAUUAGUGCAGUUGUUACUGUAACUGUUCAUCAUCAGAAUCAUCAGAACAGCUCCAAAUUUUUAAACACUUACUUCUUUUUGUGGUAUCUUGAAAAAUGAGUACGGUUGAGCGACCAGUAAACCAAAUAGUUAGCAUGUGUUAGGUUUUUUCUGAGCAGUCAUUAAUCAUUUUUGGAUGU
Paramacrobiotus metropolitanus is the source of this 1151-nucleotide messenger RNA. Its product is annotated as chymotrypsin-C-like. Bases 125 to 925 code for a protein of 266 amino acids. The transcript is spliced from 4 exons. Lineage: Eukaryota; Metazoa; Tardigrada; Eutardigrada; Parachela; Macrobiotidae. Gene Ontology annotation, biological process: proteolysis. Gene Ontology annotation, molecular function: serine-type endopeptidase activity. The record is from RefSeq and is a predicted model, not a curated record.